Messenger RNA from Triticum dicoccoides, 1140 nucleotides. RefSeq names its product probable F-box protein At2g36090. The record is from RefSeq and is a predicted model, not a curated record. The transcript has a single exon. Bases 91 to 1035 code for a protein of 314 amino acids. NCBI's taxonomy places the organism in Eukaryota, Viridiplantae, Streptophyta, Magnoliopsida, Poales, Poaceae. Gene Ontology annotation, molecular function: protein binding.
GUCUGGAGUUUGGAGACUGUUGUUCGAUCGACCUCCGGCCGCUCCCGCUUGUAGUAGUAAGAGCAGAGUCGAUCGACGCACAGGCCGGAAAUGCCGACGACCACGGUGGAGGACUUGCCCGCCGACGUGCUGGCCUGCGCGCUGCGCCGCCUCGACGGCCCGUCGCUGGCCGCCGCCAGCUGCGCCACGGCAGGCCUCCGCGCCCUCGCCGCGGACCCGGAGACGUGGCGCGCGCUCUGCCUCGCGCGGUGGCCGUCGCUGGGCCUGGAGACCUCGCUGGAACGCAACGUCCUUGGCUCUCCGGCCGUCUCUCCGCAGCGCCUCUUCGCCGACGCCUUCCCCUUCCCGUCCACCUCCACUUCCACGGAUGCCGCCGCAGCCGAUCAGUGCCUCCCCGGCGAGCUGGUCUCCGCCGUGGACGUCUACCAGAAUGGCGCGCCCCGGCCCCUCUUCUCCCGGGUCGUGGAGACCUCCACGUCGUCCUCGUGGUUCCUGGCCUCGCCCUUCCGCGUGGACGCCGUCGAGUGCAAGGACCCGGCACGGAUGGCCUCGGCCUCGUUCUCGCCGUCGGAGCUGGAGCUGAGCUGGAUCGUGGUCGACCCCCGGAGCGGGCGGGCGGUGAACGUGUCGAGCCGGCGGGCGGUGGCCGUGGACAGGCACUGGUACACGGGCGAGACGCUGGUGCGGUACGCGGUGGUGCUCGGCGGGAGCAAGUUCGAGGCCACGGUCACCUGCUCAGAGGAGGCCGGGUGCCUUAGCCUCAGGGAGGUCAGCCUGAGCGUCGAGGACGCCGACGGCGCGGCGGUGAGCGGCGAAGGCAGCCUGCGGCUUUUGGAGGCCGCGAUGGAGGGGCCGAGGAGCAAAGGAGGGGACAAAGAAAGAGAGGAGGCCAAGAGGAGGUACGAGGAGUUCGUGAGGAGCAAGAGGGGGAGGAAGGAGUCCAAGGCGAGGCGGGAGGUGCUGGUGGACCUGUGCUGCUCCGCCGUCAGCGCCGUCGCCGUGCUCAGCUUCCUCGCCUCCGUCGUGCUCCGGUAGAGUCCGUCAGGCAGGGUCCGGAUAUCUGGGUAACUCGUGAAACAUGUAGUACAACAGUUUUUCCACUAGAAUAUGAGCAAAAAGGUACAGUGAUUUGACUGCUGA